Messenger RNA from Oxyura jamaicensis (ruddy duck), 3276 nucleotides. RefSeq names its product 5-hydroxytryptamine receptor 1A (gene HTR1A). The transcript has a single exon. The record is from RefSeq and is a predicted model, not a curated record. Gene Ontology annotation, cellular component: plasma membrane. Bases 346 to 1587 code for a protein of 413 amino acids. Gene Ontology annotation, biological process: adenylate cyclase-activating adrenergic receptor signaling pathway; regulation of hormone secretion; regulation of vasoconstriction. Gene Ontology annotation, molecular function: G protein-coupled serotonin receptor activity. Lineage: Eukaryota; Metazoa; Chordata; Aves; Anseriformes; Anatidae.
GGGGGGAGAAGGGAGGCAGGGCAGCAAGGAGAGGCGCGGGAGAGCGGCGGAGCGAGGGGCAGCAGCGCGGCGAGCGGCGGCCGCGGGAGGGCCGCCCCCGCCGCCCGGGGCUGGGCGCUGGGCAGAGGCAACGAUGAUGGGCGGGCGCGGGGCGGCUCCGCCAGCCGCCGUCCUCCGAGCCUCGGCCGCCUCCUGCCGCGCUAUAUAGGGGAGGGAGGGGUGUCGGGGGGGGGCCCGGCGUGGCCAAAGCUCACGGGGCGGCGAUGCCUCCUGCCAAGGGAGAGCACAAGUGACCGGCGCCUCUUCCCAUGCCCGUCUCCUGAAGCGACACCCCCCCGUCCCGGCAUGGAUGUGACCAACAACACUACCUCCCCAGAGCGCUCCCCCGAGGGGGCAGGUGGCCCCGGCCUCGCCGAGGUGACCCUGGGCUACCAGCUGCUCACCUCGCUGCUCCUGGGCACGCUCAUCCUGUGCGCCGUGAGCGGUAACGCCUGCGUGAUCGCGGCCAUCGCCCUGGAGCGCUCCCUGCAAACCGUGGCUAACUAUCUCAUCGGCUCGCUGGCCGUCACCGACCUCAUGGUGUCCGUGCUGGUACUGCCCAUGGCGGCCCUCUACCAGGUGCUGAACAAGUGGACACUGGGGCAGGUCACCUGCGACAUCUUCAUCUCGCUGGACGUGCUGUGCUGCACCUCUUCCAUCCUGCACCUGUGCGCCAUCGCCUUGGACAGGUACUGGGCCAUCACGGACCCCAUCGACUAUGUCAACAAGAGGACUCCCCGGCGGGCCGCCGUGCUCAUCAGCCUGACCUGGCUCAUUGGCUUCUUGAUAUCCAUCCCGCCCAUGCUGGGCUGGAGGACGCCCGAGGACCGCUCGGACCCCGACGCCUGCACCAUCAGCAAGGACCACGGGUACACCAUCUACUCCACUUUCGGCGCCUUCUACAUCCCGCUGCUCCUCAUGCUGGUGCUCUACGGUCGCAUCUUCAAGGCAGCCCGCUUCAGGAUCCGCAAGACCGUCAAGAAAGCGGAGAAGAAGAAAAUCGCCGACACCUGCCUCACCCUCUCCCCGGCCACCCUGCAGAAGAAAAGCAACGGGGAGCCCGGCAAGGGCUGGCGGCGGACUGUGGAGCCCAGGACCGGUGCCUGUGUCAACGGCGCGGUGCGGCAGGGCGAGGACGGGGCAGCCCUGGAGAUCAUCGAGGUCCAGCGCUGUAACAGCUCCUCCAAGACUCACCUGCCGCUGCCCAGCGAGGCGUGCGGCUCCCCGCCGCCCCCCUCCUUUGAGAGGCGCAACGAGAAGAACACGGAGGCCAAGCGGAGGAUGGCUCUGUCCCGGGAGAGGAAGACUGUCAAGACCCUGGGGAUCAUUAUGGGCACCUUCAUCCUCUGCUGGCUGCCGUUCUUCAUUGUGGCGCUGGUCCUGCCCUUUUGUGACAGUAAGUGCUACAUGCCCGAGUGGCUGGGGGCAGUCAUCAACUGGCUGGGCUACUCCAACUCCCUCCUCAAUCCCAUCAUCUAUGCCUAUUUCAACAAAGACUUCCAAAGUGCUUUUAAGAAAAUUAUCAAGUGCAAAUUCUGCAGGCAGUGAAGCCCCCCGCUCCGGGACGGGGCAGCGGCUCCUGCUCCUGGCUCCAUCCUGCCUGCCCCCCGCUGCAAUGUGCCCCCCGCCCAGCCCCUCCCCAGCGCCGGCAGGAGGCCGGGGGGCGCCGGGUCCUCCUUCGCAGGGCGCCCUCGCCCCUCUGCCGAUCGGAAAAGGGCCGUGCCGGAAAGGGCAGAGCGGGGCUCCGCCGAUAGCAGCGAGGCGUCAGGAUGCGGCCCUCGGGGCUGCGCUGCAGCCUCCUUCCCCGCAGUCAUUCUGGGUAGGCUCUAGGGUUUUGCAGGUCGUUGCUUGUGGUCGCUGUAAAACCACGGCGUCUGCCCGAGUAGCAUCGGUAAAAAUAAACCACCCUAUGCAGAACACCGCCGUGUUGGGCUUUUUUUACUGCAUUUAAGUGGAGGCGGCGGUGGGCUCCAAGUCCGACCUCGCUCUGGUGCUGCGAGUGCGGAGGCUGAAAGCGACUCUCCCAGAGGAGGAAGGGGCUUUGGGCUUGAAACCGCCAAGGGGAUUUAUUUACUUGGGGGAACUGAGACCGUGGUUUGUAACCUUGCAAGGUACUUCCAGCAUCAUUCCCCCUGCCUUAUGUGUGUGUAACAGCUCUCCUGCUCUGUUAGGACCUUCCAGUUCAUCGGGCUUCCCUUGGUUACACCGCGGGGAGGGAACGGGCUGUUCCCACGCCUCAUUACAUGGAGAUGUGCAUUUUUUUAAAAUGCCUUGGAAAAGCUUGGCGCUGUGAGACCGUCUCUGAGUUCACCGUGCACGCGGCGGCACAGGGAGUUUGAGCAGCCGGCAAGUAGCAUUUCUUUAUAUAUAUAUAUAUAUAUAUUAUUUUUAUCUUUUUUGAAGCCGCUUGAAAGUUUCUCCGGAGACGUUGCUGUUUUUUCGGAGGCAGCCAGCUGCGGCACACUUUGCUCGGGAAAAGAUAAAAGAAAAGAAAACAACAACUACAAAAAAUAAAACAAACACAAACACAGCAGAACUAACCAAACCGGUCAACCAAAACUCUGCCAUGUGCUCCGUGGCAGUAGGGGAGGGGCUGACAGCAUCCCGGCGGCAGCCGCAGGUAGCGAAAGCGGCAUCUCUCAGCGCAGCCUGGAAAGGGGCAGGCUCUCUCCUCCCCCGGGCUAGCGCUGGCCAGGGUAAGCACGACCACCCCCCAAAACCAGAGCUCAGGCCAGAAGCGGGCAGUGCCAUUAAGGUGCCAAGGACAGGGAGAGGAGAGCCCCCACUUGUCUGCUCCCUGCGGCGGCUCAGCGAGCCUCCCCCCGCAGGGAUUCCCCCCUCUCCCGGUAAUCCCAACUGCUUCACCCCGGGCUGCUUCCCCGUCCCCUUCCCCGCCUGGCCCUGAGUGGCGGCAGGACGGCAGGACGGCAGGACAGACAGCCCGGCCCGCUCUGACACCCUGCCGGGACCCCUGCGACGGGCCGCCUGAACGGAAUGCUUGACCAAAUAUAUAUACACAUAGAUAUUUUCCUGUUUAGUUUGGUGUAAUCUAUGUUAACUGUAGGCAAAAGGGAAUGUUAAAUCUGCGCGUCGCGUGAAUGUAAGUGUCCAGUCGUUUCUAACUUUAACCGCUUACAUUAAACGGCAAUAGUGCUUUUAACAGCCUCGGGGAUAUAGCUGACUUUCUGAAAACCUUAUUCGACCUCAUUUUCGCAAUUAAAGUGGUUUCUGCUCUUA